Portunus trituberculatus (swimming crab) is the source of this 1211-nucleotide messenger RNA. Its product is annotated as basic helix-loop-helix transcription factor amos-like. The transcript has a single exon. Bases 39 to 656 code for a protein of 205 amino acids. The record is from RefSeq and is a predicted model, not a curated record. Lineage: Eukaryota; Metazoa; Arthropoda; Malacostraca; Decapoda; Portunidae. Gene Ontology annotation, molecular function: protein dimerization activity.
GGGCAAGGGUCAGACCACUGUACGAGACGCCAGUAGACAUGUCGGUGUCGGACUGGUACUUCCCCGCGUCGCAUCCGGGCUACUCCAGCCCUCUGGACCACGCCUCGGUGUACCUGGAGCAGUUAGCUUGUCCCAGCUCACCUUACACCACCGGCGCCUACUCACUCCCUGCUCAGUGCUCAAGCAAUAUCUCCUCCAAAGACUCCAGUAACUGGUGUGCUUCCGAGGAAAAUCGUCCCAGCCCAUCGUGUUCCCCCAUCAGUAGCUGUGAGAGCAUCGAGAGCAGCUCCUCUCACGGCUGGAGCAAUCACCAGAGUGGCCCUGCAUCAUGGUCUUGGGGCGCCCCGGGCACCACUCACCCUGUUCUGGCUGCUGUCUCCGACCUUAACAAUCCCAACUGUUCCCUGGCAGUGUCGCGAGGCCGCCAAGCAAAGUGUCGCCGAAGACCUCCGAAAAUUGUGGGCCGUGAAGUGAUCAAGAAGCGUCGCCUUGCAGCCAACGCGCGGGAGAGACGUCGGAUGAAUGGAUUAAAUAAUGCCUUUGACAGACUUCGAGAACACAUCCCCGCGCUGAGUGGCGACCAGAAGUUGUCCAAGUUUGAAACCCUACAAAUGGCGCAGACGUACAUAUCUGCUCUCGUGGAUCUACUCCAGUAGUGGACACACGCCGCACGAGUGACUUCUGGUCAGCCACCCGCGACGUCUACAGCCCGUGAUCCUUAGUGCCGCGAGUGACAAAUCUACAGUGAUGAUGGCUAGUGAGGGAGCGCCUUCCCAUGGUGUUAUCAUGUCGCGGGGACAAGUGGCAGGGGACGUGCAGCAAGAGUCCCCACCUUCCUCAGACUGUGAUUGUGUUCUGUCCUACCGUGCUAGAGCUGUCCUGGAUCUAUGUUCAAGAUCAGCCGGCAGGAGAAUGGCCACCCUGAGCCCACUCUCAACAGGGAGUGUUUGUGUCCACACGUCUCGCAGCGAGGUGUGUGUUGGCACGCCAGUGCUCACGGGUGUGCCUCUGGCGCAGUGCGGCCGUGCCGGAGAACCCACGUCGUGAUGUGGCCCUCACUGUGUCCAGGGGCGGGGUUGAGAGGCAUUACCAAAAAGUGUAUAUUGCUAUUGCUAGCAGAAACUGGCUCAAUUUAGUGUUUACUCUACAGCUACAAAUGUGUAUGUUAUGUAUUAUAUAAAUUAUUUUGUUAAUAAAUCUUGAGAAAUAUA